Messenger RNA from Candidula unifasciata, 451 nucleotides. NCBI's taxonomy places the organism in Eukaryota, Metazoa, Mollusca, Gastropoda, Stylommatophora, Geomitridae. The record is from the annotation of a GenBank genome assembly.
AUGUUGGACAGAGCCAAUAAUGAAGCAAGCAGUGUUGACAAAACACAAGCUAAUAAUAUUGUCAAAAGUGAUUCAGGUGUUACGGAAAAAGAAUUGAUUGCAAGUGACAAGAAACUGGAAGGCUGGUUACAGCUAACAGUAGCUACAGGUGUCGGAGCUUUUAAAACUACGGGGAAGCAAUUUUGGUUCGUUUAUGAGGACGACACGGGUAAAUUGUAUUACUAUCUACAGCCUCAGGAUCAGUGUCGUGCAGGGGAAAUUGACAUUAGGCAUUCAACGCUGACGUGCGAUGUGAGCAAGAAAGGUCGACCCGGCUUGUUUGAAAUCAGGUCUGGAAUCAAGGUAUACAGCCUUGAUGCUCAGGACAGGACACAUAUGUUUACAUGGUUAGAAACUUUACAGAGAAAACGGAGGGCAUACAGUUUGAAACUGUCAGAAUCCACGCAAAGCU